This is a messenger RNA of Rotaria socialis, 2367 nucleotides long. NCBI's taxonomy places the organism in Eukaryota, Metazoa, Rotifera, Eurotatoria, Philodinida, Philodinidae. The record is from the annotation of a GenBank genome assembly.
AUGGCUGGAAUGAAAUUUGAAUACGAUGAAAGUGGUGGAAAGUUUUAUUAUUUUGUUCUCGCUGUCUACGCAUUAAUUCUCAUACCAGCAACCUAUUGGUUAUGGCCUAAGACAGAAAAAAGAAAAAGUGCACCACAUCCUGAAGAUACAUCUAAUUUUCCUACUUGUCGACAAAAGCAUCAAUUGUUUCAUGCAAAUGAACCCAAUCGAAGACGACGCGCCAUAAUAACUAAAAUUGGCUUAGUGUUAGCAUGGGUUAUUUUAUUAACUCUUGCUUAUCGAGUAUCAUUAAUUGAAACCGAACAUAAGGAGUACGAUCCAUUUUCAAUGUUGGGUAUCGAUCCAGAAGCUACUCUUCCUGAAAUAAAACGCGCUUAUCGUGAUCUGAGUAAAAAACAUCAUCCAGAUCGUGGUGGAGAUGCAGAAAUGUUUAAAGAAAUAGCUAAAGCAUAUAAAACGUUAACUGAUGAAGAAGCAAAAGAAAAUUGGCGAAAAUAUGGAAAUCCUGAUGGACCAGGAGUGACUCAUUUUGGCAUUGCUCUACCAAAAUGGUUAGUUGAUCAUCAAAAUUCUAUAUUCGUUCUUUUGGUUUAUGCUGGUAUCUUUAUGAUCGUUCUUCCUGUUAUUAUUUGCGUUUGGUGGCAAAAAUCUGCUCGUUAUUCGGGUGAUCAAAUUUUAAUUGAUACGACUCAACUUUAUUGGAUAUUUUUAAGCAAAACAGCGUCGAUAAUUGUGAAACGCGCAAUAAUGAUUCUUAGUGCAUCAAGAGAGUUCGAUCGAAAUCGUAAUCCUCUUAUUGUCGAUCGAUUAAGUGAUAAUGUUGAAUUGCCAAAGCUAUUUCGAGAAUUACCCGAUGUUCAAGAAAAAACAAAAGAAAGACCAUUUCAAUUACCUUAUUGCUUAAAAUCACGUACACUUCUUCAUGCUCAUCUUGCACGACUUACGACGUUAAGUGAUGAUCUUGAUAAAGAUAAGCGAUAUAUUGUGAAGAAAUCUCCAUAUUUAAUCAAUGAAAUGAUUAAUAUUGAAGCUCAACUUGUUGCUUUGGGACAUGUUGGAAGAUUGAAAAAUCCGCCACGUCUUGAUACAAUUGAAAAUACAAUGAAACUGUCGCCAAUGAUCAUACAAGCAUUAGGGAAUUUGAAAAGUCCUCUACUUCAAUUACCACACAUAACUGAGAGUCAGCUAAGAUUUUUUGAAACAAAAAAGCGAACCAUUAAAUCAAUACGACAAUUCGCAGCCAUGAACGAUGAAGAACGUCGUUCCAUGUUACGUAGUAUUACAGAUGAACAGUAUGAUGAUAUCAUGAAUGUUCUUUCGAUUUAUCCACAUAUAACAAUGACUGUAUCAUGUGGAGUAUUUGAUGACGAAGAUGAACAUAUAAUAACAACAGGUGCCGUUGUUACAUUAACAAUACAUUUACAACGUGAAAAUAUGUCAACCGUAUUUAACAAAGAGCUUGGAUCAAAUACAUUGGCUGCGAUGAAUACUAUUGAUUAUGAAGUAAAUGAAGAGCAAGCAGACGAUAAAGAAAAUCGAGAGAAGACUAAUGAAACUUCUAAAGCAGCUGCAACCGCAUCGAACGCAACAAAAGGUUGGAACAAUAAAUCAGAUAAAAAGAAAAAGACAAAAAAGAAAGGACACGCACCCGCAACAAAAACGAGUCAUAAUCCAUCGAAUAAACAAGUAACAACAACGGCAUCUACUACUACUACGACCACUACUGGCAAUAAAAAUCAAUCGAAACCAGUAGAUAAAGAUUCAAGUGAUGAUGAUUCAUCGAAACAUUCUGAUGACUCUCCAUCAACUUUACGUCAACGUCAUGAACCAUCCAAAGACGAAACGAAUAAUAGUGAAAAUGAUAAUAAUGAAGAAGAAAUUCCUUCGACAAAUUUAAAGAAAUCACGAAAAAACUCCGACAAUGACGAAGAUACGUUUCUCGAGCGAUUUCAACAACAACAACGUAAACGUGAAACAUUGGAAACAAAAGCUAAAAUUAGUCAUCGAGUCUUUUGUCCAUUCUAUCCUGAAAUUAAACAAGAAUGUUGGUGGUUAUACGUCGCCGAUAAGAAACAUUUUUCAUUAAUUAGUGCACCUGUCUAUCUAUGCACAUUAAAAGAUAAAGAAGAAAUCGAAAUAAAAUUUUCUGCACCAAAAAUACCUGGUCAUUAUGUUUAUUCAGUUAUAUUAAGAUCCGAUUCAUAUUUCGAUGUUGAUGUUAUGGAAAAUCUUGCAUUCGAUGUUCAAGCGGCAAAAGAAAUGACCGACAAUCAUCCUCAAUGGGAUUUUAGCGAUGAAGAAGGAGCAACAAAUAAUAAAGCAGAAGAUGAAGAAUUCGCCACCGAAAGUGAAAGUGACGAGGAAUAG